CAUUAACGACCACGCUCAUCUCAAGCUUUAACGUAUUUCCGAUUUUUUUUGUCACCGGUAAUUAGAUAAUAAAAUCAUUUUCCUUCCUGUUGGUCUAAUUUUUUUCUUAUUUUCCGUUGCUCUCUCCCCCUCCCUGUCUCUCUGUUUCUCUCUCUCUCUCUCUCUCUGAGGUGCGAGGGUUUCGCGACAACGAAGAGAUCUCUCGAGGUGAACAUUAGGCGGAGAAAAUCCAGGGGGUUUGGUUUCAUUGUUGAAUUCGCCAUGCGAGAAAUCCAGGAUUCUGUUACUGGGGAGCUCGUUUUCGAGGCGUGCUAUUGACGAGUUUGUGGAUUUUCUUCGAGAAGGUUCUUUAGGGAUUGUAGGGCUUGGAUUCGAGAUUCGGACGCGGUGGAUGACGUGAAGUAGGGGUUCGAUCCCCGCACUUUUUUCUGCUAGCGCUUGGAAGGUUUGGAGGGAAUGGGGAACCAUUGAGGGGUCCUCUACCAUAGUGUGGAGGAUCCCUGUCGACGGAAACAACGCAAAUUGUUGCUCCUUCUGCGGGUGGUGGGGCUACACUAGUAGAGUGAUGGGCUGUUCAGGGUGUUGGUGAUUUGGAUCUUGCUGGUUCUACCCAGAGCGGCCGGAACAGAUGUUCUUCUCCGGGACGACGGAUUCAAUGCUAGAAACCUGUGGAGUGGCAGCAAUGUCAUCGGUUUCCAUGAGAUUUGUGUGGCCGUAUGGUGGCCGGCGUGUCUAUCUAUGUGGCUCUUUCACAAGGUGGUCUGAGCGCAUACCAAUGUCCCCAAUGGAGGGAUGUCCUACCGUGUUUCAGGUUAUCUGCAGGAUCAUUCCUGGGUAUCAUCAGUAUAAAUUUAUUGUUGAUGGAGAGUGGCGCCACGAUGAACAUCAACCAUACGUUACUGGGGAUUAUGGAAUAGUAAACACUAUCAUGAUUGCCAGGGAACCAGAUCCAGGUUCUGCAUUAUUCACACCUGUUUCUAGAAUGAACAUGGAUGUGGACAAUGAAACUUUUGAUCGUGUGGUCACAUUAUCAGAUGGCUCUCUGCAGGAGCCAAUGACUGGAAUGUCCGAGGCUGAUAUAAAAGUGUCACGCAAUUGCAUAUCUGAAUUCUUGUCCAUCCAUACUGCAUAUGAAUUAUUGCCUGAGUCAGGCAAGGUGAUUGCUUUAGAUGUCAACCUGCCUGUGAAGCAAGCAUUUCAUAUCCUUUAUGAACAGGGAAUUCCAGUAGCUCCUCUUUGGGAUUUCUAUCAAGGGAAAUUUGUUGGGGUGUUAAGUCCAUUGGACUUUAUUUUAAUUCUAAGAGAACUUGGAAACAAUGGGUCGAUACUGACAGAAGAAGAGCUUGAGACACACACAAUAUCUGCUUGGAAGGAGGAGAAAUUGCACCUCCACAGGAAAACUGCUGGGAGACCACUUGUUCAUGCGAGUCCUUAUGAUUCUUUGAAGGAUGUUGCUUUAAAGAUUUUGCAGAACAAAGUAGCUACAGUUCCUAUAAUCCAUACUUCUUUGCCAGAUGGCUGUUUUCCACAGUUGCUGCAUCUUGCUUCCCUUUCAGGAAUUCUGAAAUGUAUUUGCCGACACUUUAGACACUCAUCCAGUUCCCUGCCAAUAUUACAACAGCCCAUCUUCACCAUGAAUUUGGGUACAUGGGCUCCAACAGUUGGCGGUUCAAGUGGACACCAUUUGGCUACUCUGAAAUCAAAUGCAUCACUAGGUUCUGCGCUCUCUUUGUUACUCCAAGCUGAAGUUAGUUCCAUACCAAUAGUUGAUGAUAACAAUUCUCUUGUUGACAUAUAUUCUAGAAGUGAUAUCACAGCCUUGGCAAAAGAUAAAGCUUAUGCGCAGAUUCACCUUGAUGAAACAACUGUUCACCAGGCACUGCAGUUAGGACAAGAUAUGAAUUCGCCUUGUGGUUUCUUUAAUGGGCAGAGAUGUCAGAUGUGUCUGCGGACAGACACCCUUCAGAAAGUCAUGGAGCGGUUGGCAAAUCCAGGUGUACGCCGAAUUGUCAUUGUGGAGGCUGGCAGCAAGAGAAUUGAAGGCAUCGUUUCUCUGAGCGAUGUGUUCAACUUCUUGCUCGGCUAGCUUGCGUUCUUCCCACCUAUUGAUUACAAGGCAUUACUGGUGCCCCUGCAAUUGAAGAAAGCAGAAUCCAUUGUUUUUCUCCACUGUUAGUGUUGUUGGGGGGGCUUAACAUGUUCAUCGCUGAAUGUGGAUGUCGAUGUUGCCUUUGAUUGGGUGGCCCUUGCUUUGGGAACCUGUUUUAUUGGGAUGCAGGUUCGCAGCUUGAGGUCUAGAGAUGAGGGAUUUGAUAUUUGCCUUUUUUUAAUUGUCGGUGCAUUGUCAUGCUAACCGCGUUCAUUUCUUAUGAUCCUGUAACCAUCGUUGUACUUCAAUCAUGUCCCGAUGAAAUUAAGAAAAAUUCCCUUGUA
Messenger RNA from Nymphaea colorata (pocket water lily), 2433 nucleotides. Its product is annotated as sucrose nonfermenting 4-like protein. The transcript is spliced from 15 exons. Lineage: Eukaryota; Viridiplantae; Streptophyta; Magnoliopsida; Nymphaeales; Nymphaeaceae. The record is from RefSeq and is a predicted model, not a curated record. The coding region runs from base 629 to 2086 and encodes 485 amino acids.